This is a messenger RNA of Pseudomassariella vexata, 972 nucleotides long. Its product is annotated as acetyltransferase. Gene Ontology annotation, molecular function: acyltransferase activity, transferring groups other than amino-acyl groups. Bases 1 to 972 code for a protein of 323 amino acids. The transcript is spliced from 2 exons. Lineage: Eukaryota; Fungi; Ascomycota; Sordariomycetes; Amphisphaeriales; Pseudomassariaceae. The record is from RefSeq and is a predicted model, not a curated record.
AUGGCGCACGUGGUGCCGCGAGAGCUGGACUUGAACGGCUAUGGCCAUGACUCGAUAGUGGACAAAAUCAAUGCCGUUCCUGGCUUGAAGACUAGCACUGCUUUCUUCACCUUUCUGCGAGCAAACCUUGUAGUCAACCCAUCCGCCAUGUCCUCGAAUGCCAACACGCCGAUGCUCGAGCCGUCGUCCUCAGGAAUGCUUCCUCUACCGUCGCCAUACCCGCUAGCCACCAUCGACGCACCCUCGAAUCCCGACCUGGACGAUAUACCCCCCCUCUCGGUCGGCGUAGUGAACGAGGAUCAAGACAAGGUGGAUGCGCUCAAUCUAGUGGCCGACUCGAUCGCCCAACAGCGCCAGAUCGCCUCGUUACACCUCGUUUUUCACCCGUACCUGCUCGCGAUCCUUGCCAUGUUUAUUGCGAUGGCGUUCCAGUAUUCGUGGCGCAUGAAACGGGACCUGGGAGUGGCUCUGAUGUUGCACUCAGGAGUCAUCAUGACGUACCUUCUGGGUAUUCGCUAUUUCACGGGCCGAUAUCUCCAAGUGGCGGAAGAUCUGAAGUGGGACUGGAUGGUGGCCGAGGACGGGGAAGAGGAUAUGGUCGUCGCGGUACGGUUUGGAUCCGCUGUGAUCGGGGCUUUGAUCCUACGACUCGAGCCGAACUCAAUUCUGACGGGCAAGAAGAGGAACCGGGCGUCAGUGUUGAAGGGUGGCAAGGGUGUGAUUCGGGCCUGGACGGUGAAGCUCAAGUAUCGGGGUACGGGAGUGGGCACCGACAUGCUUCACGAGGCAGUUAAGGUCACCCGGAAUUCCUGCGGGAAAGACGCCGAGGUUGGAUUUGCAAAGGAGCACGCCAACAGCACUAUGGUGUUGCCGGAGAUUUUCAACGGACACUUCAGAAAAGGCGAACGGAAGGCCGCGAUGGCGUUGGAAGGUGUUCUGGCGGGAUGGGAAGGGAGUAGGCGGAAGCGAUAG